AUUAUUGUACCACAGGGCACCGGCCUCACUCUCCAGCUGCCAGCAUGAUGAAGGACUGCCUGCAGUUCCUUAUCGAGCCGGCCAAAAAGCUCAAGAUCCGCCUCAAGGAGUCUCGUAAGAGAGUCAGACUUGAGAAGAAGGAGCCACUGGUGGAAAGUCAGCUGUUUAUUAUGGAAUUAGCUCGAGAACUCAACAAAAUUUGCCAGAGGUCAAAUGUCCUAGGCCACAUCUGGACCAGUGAGGACAUCUGGCUACCCAGUGUGUGUCGUGAUUUUAUUGUGGAAUGGGCUGCUGUUUUGGAGAAGCGAGCACUGGUGAAGAUCAUCCCAUCUGACUACCAGUAUGAGAAGCCAGAGAAGAAAGACUGGAAGGGCCACCUCCUCUGCAUGCUGGAGGCGGGAGGAGAGUGCGACAUGGGACCCCACAAAAGGGUCAUCAUGGACUGGACGCGGGAGAUUAAAAGCAGACCUCAGCCCACCGUUUGGCCAGGGGAGCCAGUGCUCAUGAUGCUGGAUGACCUGGAGUUCCAGUGGAAGAGGGGCCGUCUCCCCAACCUGCUCCCCGCCAUGGAGCUGGUCAUGCUGGCCGUGCUGAAUGCUGACAGUCCCGUAAAGGAGGAUGUGACCAAGCAAUGGCUGGUGGAAAAGCAGAGGAGUCAGAGGAUUGACGCCGUCCGCUACAUCCCUCACAGUGUGUGGAACUGGAUUUGCGAUGCAGCAGAGGACGUCACUCUGGACUCGGACUCAGCCAACCCAGACCUGCUCAUCUCCAGUGAUGAAAAACGCAUGCGGUGCGGCCUGGAGCGCCGCGAAGUCCGGCGGUGCCAGCGACGCUUCGACGGCUGGUGGUGUGCCGUGGGUCAGGAGGGCUACUCCUCCGGGCGUCACUACUGGGAGGUGGAGGUGGGCGAGCGGGACUGGCGGCUGGGAGUGGCAAAGGCAUCCGCCGUGAGGCAGGGCUUCCGGUCUCUCAACACAGACACAGGCUACCUGACCCUGCGUCUGGAGAGGGGCACAGAUCUGAAAGCUCUGACAGUGCCUGCCACCCCGCUGUCACAAGGCUUGGUGCCCAGGAAAGUUGGGGUGUACCUGGACUAUGAGCAGGGGCAGCUGUCCUUCUACGACGUGGAGAAGCGCUCCCACCUGUACACCUUCAACGAGAAAUUCUCAGAGGAACUGUGCCCCGUGUUCGGGACUGUGGAGGUGGUCAAAGACCUGGCGAUCAGGCCUGCAGAUGUCAGACAGCCGUGCCUCUGUCCUGGGCCCUGCCUCUGGAACUGAACUGCUUAACAUACAUCAGUCACUCUCAACAGUCCUGAUCCUGUGCAGCCCACAGAGUCUGUGCUCUCAUUCUGGUCAGUUAUUUAGUGAAUCUCAAUCUCGUGUGCUGGUUCUAGACUAAAAGUCUUUCUGCGGGUUGCCUUGUGGGAUCAGGAACAGGAGCCACCAUCA
This is a messenger RNA of Toxotes jaculatrix (banded archerfish), 1451 nucleotides long. RefSeq lists its product as uncharacterized. Lineage: Eukaryota; Metazoa; Chordata; Actinopteri; Toxotidae. The coding region runs from base 45 to 1280 and encodes 411 amino acids. Gene Ontology annotation, molecular function: protein binding. The transcript is spliced from 9 exons. The record is from RefSeq and is a predicted model, not a curated record.